Molecule: messenger RNA, 1539 nt
Organism: Athene cunicularia (burrowing owl)
Lineage: Eukaryota; Metazoa; Chordata; Aves; Strigiformes; Strigidae
Gene: KRCC1
Product: lysine rich coiled-coil 1
Exons: 7
Coding region: 1-1539 (512 amino acids)
Molecular function (GO): zinc ion binding; nucleic acid binding
Source: RefSeq, a predicted model, not a curated record
AUGGGUGACACUUUAGAUGAAGCAACAAAGACAGACCUUUUCACCAACACUUUCUGUAAGGUUUGUGGGGCUGUGCUGAAGUCUGAGUCUCAAAGGACAUCACAUUAUAAGGGCAAAAAACAUUCUCAGAAAGUUCGUCUUUACAUCCAAAUGCAUGGUGAGAAAAAUGAGAGGCAGGAGCAUAGCAAACAGAAGAAAACAGAUUGUGUCAGUUUUCAGAUGGAUGGGAGUAGAGUAGUGGACGGAAACAAAUACUGCAAUCUCUGCAGCAUGUGUUUUACUUCCCCAGUUGUUGCUCUGUAUCACUACUUGGGAAAGAUCCAUGCUAAAAAGCUGAAGCAAUUAGGAGAUCAAGCCCUCAUGCCCGCACCACAGCCUGUUUCUGCUUUACAGAACCCAUCAGCUGAGAAGCCCUUGCUGCCUUCAGAAGCUGGGGAGUCUUCAUCAUCCUCCAACAUAAGGUUGAAGUUAAAUGAUCCAGACAAGUUUUGCAAGCUCUGCUGUGCUCCCUUCAAUAAUCCACUUGUGGCCCAGCAGCAUUAUGUUGGUAAGAAACACAGAAGAAAUGUAGCACGGAAAAAGAUACUGGAGGAGCUAGGAGACAAAGCUCCCCCUGCAGAAUCCAGCACAAAUGGUUCCUUCUUUUCAGCCAUUGGGGUUGGCUAUUACAUGUGCUCUAUCUGUAAGGUCACUCUUACAUCUGUAGAAAUGUACCAGGCCCAUGUGCAUGGACAUAAGCACCGGAUCAAUUUAUGCAGAGAAACAGCACUUGCUAAUCUCAAGAAGAAAUCAAAGAAAACACAUGACUCCUUUCAAAAUGAAUUAACAAAUUACAUUGAAGUUCAGAAAGCUAGAGAUCUAGAGCCAAGAAUGUAUUUAGGAAAAGCAGAAGAGGUGGAGUUUCAAGAUAAAAAUAUGGAAGGAAGAAGUGACUUUGGUAAGGUUAUAUCUUCAAACUUUAAGUAUGAACAAGACCAGUGUUCCAGCCUUUUCCUAAAAACCCAGUCACCUACAAAUACUGGGGAAAACAGUUUGCCAGGCUGGAUAUCAGCUUGUGAGCAUGCACUAGAGAAGAUACCUAGUUGUUGCUAUAACAAGGAAUAUGUUAAAGAGGAGCAAACAUCUGAGGUGGCUACCAUGAGAGAUGAGAGCUUCAGCUUGUUGGUUGCAAAAUCAGAGGACCGCUACAAACUUACGCUUGCUUCUACCAGCUCCUACAGAAAAGAACAGAAAUUUCAGAUAAAACAUUCUGAGGAGGAAAAAUGUGUCAGUGAAGAGAUGAAGUAUAAGAAAGCAGCCACAAAACAGAAAAGAAAAAAAAAUAGCGAGGAUACAGAUUUUAGUAAAGCAAAUGAGAAGCAAAAGCGAAUUAAAUUUGAGAUAGACUUGGUAAGUGAGAAGAAAUCAAGACCUUAUAAAGACAAAAGACUUAACGAAAACCCCGCUGAGAAAAAGAGAAAAAAGGGUAAAAAGAAGCCACAGACAAAUGUCAAAAGAGAAGAGGAGCUACUUUGGGAUGAAUCUGUCUUGGGAUAUUGA